Ailuropoda melanoleuca (giant panda) is the source of this 3915-nucleotide messenger RNA. RefSeq names its product thymocyte selection associated high mobility group box (gene TOX). The transcript has 9 exons. Gene Ontology annotation, biological process: leukocyte differentiation; regulation of transcription by RNA polymerase II. Gene Ontology annotation, cellular component: nucleus. Gene Ontology annotation, molecular function: chromatin DNA binding. The coding region runs from base 1317 to 2780 and encodes 487 amino acids. Lineage: Eukaryota; Metazoa; Chordata; Mammalia; Carnivora; Ursidae. The record is from RefSeq and is a predicted model, not a curated record.
UUGGGUUUUUCAUAAGAUAAAAUUUAGUUCUUUAAUCAGAAAAGAAUACCCGUGUUUGCACAUUGGUUUUUUUUUUUUUUUUCAUAUCAGACGUUGAGGUUGAGGAUAAUUAUAACUGCAGCCCCAGGGACAUUGUAAAGAACACCUAACAACUUUAGUCUCAAACAUUUUCCCAAGGGGCCCUCUUAUCAGUUUCAUUGUAGUGAUAGCUGUACAAUUCUUGGGGCUCAUCGUCUGGAGAAACUUCCAGUCAAAACUUUAAGAACUAUUAGUUUUUACUGAUUUUUAUGGGAUGCUUAGCACAAUGUUUUGAAGUCUUUGGCAAAAGAAAUAUUUACGAACAGUGUUCUUUUAUCAUUGUGUCCCCUGGCAUAUACUUUAAGUAAAAUUAUUUUAGGACUUCUAAAGAAAAACUUUAACUUUUCUAAUUUAUUGCCAAUGUCUUUCCAGAAUGGUGUCCAGAGGAUACGGUUCUUAUAUUCUGAGAUGUCUUUCCCUGCAGUCUGGUUAAAGUUGCUGGUUGGGACAGACAAACAAGCUAGGAGACUGGAUAGUCCUGGUAAAGGAAGGAAGAACUAGGAAGGUAGACCCAGUUGUUUGUUUGGUAAAUUCAGACUUUUAGAGAGAGUUUUUUGUUAUACUUCAAAAGGCCUACUUUGCUUUGAAAUUAAAGUACUUUCUCCCUUUUUUUUUUAACUUUAAAUAUUGGACCCUCUAAUGAUUUGUUUUUGACUAAGGUGUGAGGAAGGGAUCUACCAUUUUUCCCAAAUGGUGCCUUUAUCACGUAUUCAAUUUCCCAUGUGUAGUGGCAUCAGUUUCUGACCCUUUUCUUUGGUUCAGUUCAUUGAGGCUCAAAUUCAUUGAGCCUGUGGUGGCCACACUGGACUCUUCAAUUCCCAGCCCUGGUGCCCUGGCCACAGCUUUCUUGCUCCCUGGAACCCUGUAUGUUAAACAGAGGGACAGGACGUAUUUGGGCCCUUGUUCUUCAUUCACAGGCUCAGGCCUGAGAAAAUGGCAUGAUUGGUAGAGAAAGCCCUCCUUGGACCUGCCUCUAGCUGAGUUACCAGCUCAUCUGGUCCCUGCGUGCUACUGUCGAUCCAAGGGUAAGGCCCCUAUUGGUUUACAACAGCAUUUGUCCCCUGGGGCCUGUUUGCAGCUGAUUUGAGCACAGCUCCCCCUUGGAGAUCACAGCAAGUCUGGUGUUGAAACAACUCUAGUAGUAUACGAAGUAAAUCAGCACCCUGGUCAUCACAUCAGCUCAGUGGGCAUGUCUGCAGUCGGAGAAAUGUCCCGGGAAAACUUUUGACGGUGAGAACAUGUAUAUGAGCAUGACAGAGCCGAGCCAGGACUAUGUGCCAGCCAGCCAGUCUUACCCUGGUCCAAGCCUGGAAAGUGAAGACUUCAACAUUCCACCAAUCACCCCUCCUUCUCUCCCCGACCACUCACUGGUGCACGUGAAUGAAGUCGAACCUGGUUACCACUCUCUGUGUCACCCAAUGAACCAUAAUGGCCUGCUACCAUUUCAUCCACAAAACAUGGACCUACCUGAAAUCACCGUCUCCAAUUUGCUGGGACAGGACGGAGCACUGCUUACCAACUCCAUUUCUGUGAUGCAAGAUAUACGGAAUCCAGAAGGAACUCAAUAUGGCUCCCACCCCCAGAUGGCAGCCAUGAGACCACGGGGUCAGCCUGCAGACAUCAGGCAGCAGCCAGGAAUGAUGCAGCACAGCCAGCUGACCACCAUCAACCAGUCCCAGCUAAGCGCUCAGCUUGGCUUGAAUAUGGGAGGAAGCAGUGUCCCCCACAACUCGCCGUCUCCACCCGGAAGCAAGUCUGCAACUCCUUCCCCAUCGAGUUCAGUGCAUGAAGAUGAAGGCGAUGACACCGCUAAGAUCAACGGUGGAGAGAAGCGACCUGCCUCUGACAUGGGGAAAAAGCCAAAAACACCCAAAAAGAAGAAGAAGAAGGACCCCAAUGAGCCCCAGAAGCCUGUGUCUGCCUAUGCGUUGUUCUUUCGCGAUACUCAGGCUGCCAUCAAGGGCCAAAAUCCAAAUGCUACCUUUGGUGAAGUCUCUAAAAUUGUGGCUUCAAUGUGGGAUGGUUUAGGAGAAGAGCAAAAACAGGUCUAUAAAAAGAAAACCGAGGCUGCAAAGAAGGAGUACCUGAAGCAGCUAGCAGCAUACAGAGCCAGCCUUGUCUCCAAGAGCUACAGUGAACCUGUUGAGGUGAAGACAUCUCAACCGCCUCAGCUGAUCAACUCAAAGCCGUCAGUGUUCCAUGGGCCCAGCCAGGCACACUCAGCUCUGUACCUAAGUUCCCACUACCACCAACAACCAGGAAUGAAUGCUCACCUGACUGCCAUGCAUCCCAGUCUCCCCAGGAGCAUAGCCCCCAAGCCGAAUAACCAAAUGCCAGUGACUGUCUCUAUAGCAAACAUGGCCGUGUCCCCCCCUCCUCCCCUCCAGAUCAGUCCACCUCUUCACCAGCAUCUCAACAUGCAGCAGCACCCGCCACUCGCCAUGCAGCAGCCCCUUGGGAACCAGCUCCCCAUGCAGGUCCAGUCUGCCUUACACUCACCUCCCAUGCAGCAGGGAUUUACUCUUCAACCCGACUAUCAGACUAUAAUCAAUCCUACAUCCACAGCUGCACAAGUGGUAACCCAAGCAAUGGAGUAUGUGCGUUCUGGGUGCAGAAACCCUCCCGCGCAGCCGGUGGACUGGAAUAACGACUACUGCAGUAGUGGGGGCAUGCAGAGGGACAAAGCACUGUACCUUACCUGAAAGUCUGAACACCUCUUCUUUCCACUGAGGAAUUCAGGGAAGUCUUUUCACCGUGGAUUGCUUUGUACAGCCAAGGCAGUUCUCCAUUUUAUUAGAAAAUACAAGUUGCUAAGCAGUUAGGACCAUUUGAGCUUGUGGGUCAGCCACUCUGGAAGAAAUAGUCAUGCUUCUUUAUUAUUUUUAAUCCCUUAUGGACAUUGUUUUUCUUCUUCCCUGAAGGAAAUUUGGACCAUUCAGAUUUUAUGUUGGUUUUUUGCUGUGAAGUGCUCCGCUAUAGUAACUGCCUUAGCGACUGUAGAUGUCUCGGAUAAAAGUCCUGGAUUUUCCAUUGGUUUUCAUAAUGGGUGUUUAUAUGAAACUACUAAAGACUUUUUAAAUGGCUUGAUGUAGCAAUCAUAGCAAGUUUGUAAAUAGCAUCUAUGUCACACUCUCCUAGAGUAUAAAAUGUGAAUGUUUUUGUAGCUAAAUUGUAAUUUGAAACUGGCUCAUUCCAGUUUAUUGAUUUCACAAUAGGGGUUAAAUUGGCAAACAUUCAUAUUUUUACUUCAUUUUUAAAACAACGGACUAAUAGUUCUAUAUUUUCAAAAUAUUUGAAAAAAAAAACAUAUUCCCAAAUGAUUUUAAUUUAAAAACAGAAUUGGCUUUGUCUCAUUGACCAGACAAAAAGAAACUGGUGUUAAGGGAAGCGCAAACACAUUUAUUUUGUACUGCAGAAAAAUUGCUUUUUUGUAUCACUUUUUGUGUAAUGGUUAGUAAAUGUCAUUUAAGUCCUUUUAUGUAUAAAACUGCCAAAUGCUUACCUGGUAUUUUAUUAGAUGCAGAAACAGAUUGGAAACAGCUAAAUUAUAACCUUUACAUAUGGCUCUGUAUUAUUGUUUCUUCAUACUGUGUCUGUAUUUAAUCUUUUUUUAUGGAACCUGUUGCGCCUAUUUAUGAAAUAAUAAAUAUAGGUGUUUGUAAGUAAAUUUGUUAGUAUUCGAAAGAGGUUUCUUUGAUGUUUUAACUUUUGCUGGCAAAAAAAAAAUUCACGCUUGGUGUGAAGACUUUAUUAUUUAGUUUUUACGGUGACAUGAAUAAAGCCAAACCUACUUUUCAUUUAGCAGCAAAUUAAAGUAACCAAUCCUUUAUUUCUACA